This is a messenger RNA of Melospiza melodia melodia, 1145 nucleotides long. RefSeq lists its product as uncharacterized. The record is from RefSeq and is a predicted model, not a curated record. Lineage: Eukaryota; Metazoa; Chordata; Aves; Passeriformes; Passerellidae. The transcript is spliced from 2 exons. Bases 158 to 901 code for a protein of 247 amino acids. Gene Ontology annotation, molecular function: nucleic acid binding; RNA-DNA hybrid ribonuclease activity.
GGAGAGAGGUAUAAGCACACUUGGGGAAAUGACCUGGAAGGCCAAAAUGGGACAUUACAGCACACCACAACAGGGCUGAAGGAGCUCCAUCAUACAACCGUCAGCAGAAGAAACACACUACACUCUUUUCACUGACGGUUCCUGUCGCAUUGUAGGGAUGAACUGGAAGCGGAAAGCAGCCGUAUGGAGCCCCACACGACAGGUCGCAGAGGCCACUGAAGGAGAAGGUGGAUCAAGCCAACUUUCUGAACUUAAAGCUGUUCAACUGGCCUUGGACAUUGCUGAGAGAGAGGAGUGGCCAAAGCUCUACCUCUACACUGAUUCAUGGAUGGUAGCCAAUGCUCUGUGUGGAUGGCUGGAGAGGUGGAAAGAGGCUAACUGGCAGUGUAGAGGAAAACCAGUCUGGGCUGCUAAAGAGUGGAAAGACAUUGCUACCAGGGUAGGGAAGCUGCCUGUGAAAGUCCGCCAUGUGGAUGCUCAUGUUCCCAAGAGUAGAGCUAAUGAGGAACACCAAAACAAUGAGCAGGUAGACAAGGCUGCAAAGAUAGAUGCAUCAAAAAUAGACUUAGAUUGGCAACAUAAAGGAGAGUUAUUCCUAACUCAGUGGGCCCAUGGUGCCUCAGUCCAUCAGAGCAGGGAUGCCACCUAUAAGUGGGCACAAGACCAAGGGGUGGAUCUAACCAUGGACAGUAUUUCUCAGGUUAUCCAUGACUGCGAGACAUGUGCUGCCAUCAAGCAGACAAAGCGAGUGAAGCCCCUGUGGUACGAUGGGCGGUGGUCCAAGUACAAGUAUGGGGAUGCCUGGCAGAUUGACUACAUCACACUGCCCCAGACACGCCAGGGCAAGUGCUAUGUGCUGACCAUAGUGGAAGCCACCGCUGGAUGGUUGGAAAGUACCUGAGUCCAGCUGACAUUGGGAUGGAGUUUAUCUCUGAGGGUGUCUGCCUGCUCCUGGUCCCAUGGAGGCUCAGGCAAUGGGAUGGCUUGGGCUAUUAUUUGGCCCUUGGACAAGUACAUGGGUGGGUGAGUACAGUGAAGCCAAAUGACAAACUGUUUCAGGUCUGAUGAUAUAAGACCCAGAGAAAUGUUAAUUUCCUGGGGUGUGUGUUUUGUGUCCCCAAGGACAACAUACUUACUGUGACAUU